UGGUCCAGAUCCGCGCAUGCUCAACUCCACUCCUGCUGUUCCAUGUGACUCGGUAAAAUGGCUGUGUGUCGCGGAGCCUCGUGCUGCUGCGUCGGUCGGGUUCUGUAACAGAGGCAGAGUGUGAACACAUCUGGUGUCAGUUCAAUUCAUCCCUGGGGUCCUCAUUUCUAUUAAAACUUAGACACUGGGCACAAGCCCGGGUCCGGUCUGGAGGUUAGGAGGGAGGAGGAGGAGGAGGAGGAGGAGGAGGAAUGAUCCAGGGCGCAUUGUUCAAAUAACUGGGUUUAUAUCCGGUGCAGUUCGGAGCUGGAGUGUGAGAAGUAACUCCUUUAACAAGUGGGAGACACGCACGCACGCACGCACACACGCACGCACGCACACACACACAUACACACACAGUAAUGGCCGCUCAGGUCGCUGCGCUCGGCACCGGUCCGUGUCCAGGCGCAGAAGUGAAGAAACCGGACAGAGACGCGCACGGAGACUCGGUACCGGGAGACGCGCAGCACGAACACCACGACACCGGCGGCUCUCCGGGGCAGAAAGAGCUUCAGGACGGCACGGAGUUAGCUAAUGCACCGGGAGGAGGAAGAGGAGGAGGAGGAGGAGGAGGAGGAGACCCUGACAUGAAGAACGGCAACGACAAAUCGUCCCGGAUGAACAACAGUAAUAACAACAACCAGAACGAUCCUGAUGCUAACAGUCAGCUCGGCACUGCUCAACACACCCAGGGCGUCUUCUCUCCACCUCCAUACGGCUACAACCGGGGCCCUUUUCAUCAACAUGGCGGACAACAAAGCCCUGCUGCACCGGGCACUGUAAUGGAGCCGUAUCCGUCUAACGCGCACGAACACGGCUUCCACAACCAGUACAACAGCUACGGGCCGUUUCCGAGCCGGACUCCGUACCAGGGUUAUGGCAUGAGCUCCCCGCGUCCCCCAGUCAAGCAGCAGCCGUCAGGAGCAGCUCUUAUGGCGGGUGCGUAUAAUAACCAGAGGUAUAACAUGAGCAACCCCCAGACUACCCCGACCCCAACUCUAAACCAGCUCCUGACCUCCCCCACGGCCACCAGGGGCUACCAGAGCUACCCACAGAGUGACUAUAACGGUCAGGACGGCGUGAGUAAAGCAGCAGUGGACAUGAGCAGCGCUAAUCACUACGCAGGAGGUCACACGCCCUGGCAACAAAGAGGCCAUCACGCGCCCCCGGGCAGUCCGGGGAACACCGCGCACGCGCUCAACAGGAACCAGACCCAAAGCUCAAUGGACCAGGUGGGGAAGAUCAGGGCCCAGCAUUAUGGAGCAGGAAACCUGUACACUCAGCAGCAGCAGCAGCAGUCUCAGGGGCCUCCACCCCAGCAGGGGUCUUCCUACCCCGGGCAAGGCUACGGCUCACCAGGACCACAGAGAUUCCCCAUGAGCAUUCAGGGACGCACCCCUGGGGCUUUGGGAGGCAUGCAGUACGGGCAGCAGAUGGGGUACGGACAGCAGGGCCCAGGAGCUUAUGGCCAGAGCCAAGGAGGCUACUACGCUCAGCAGAACCCUCUUACUCCCCAUGGAGGCCUUCAGCAGGGUUCAUACCCUCAGCAGCAUUCCAGUGUGCCAGGCUCCCAGCAUCCUUUCUCCCAAUCUCCUUCGGGUCCUCCUCUGCCUCAGGGGGGGUCGCCGUACUCCCAGCAACCCCAGGGCCAGUCUUCAUACUCCCAGGCUCCACAUUCCCAGGCUGGCCAGCCUACUUAUACUCAACCCCAGGCUCUUUCUCAGGCCCAGGGUACACCUCAGUCAGCUCAGGGCCCUCAGCAGCAACUUGGAUUCCCCCAAGCACCGCCUGGUUCCGGGCAGCAACUUCCUCCUCCACCUCCUACGCAGCAACAGGGUGCAACUCUGCAGCAGCAGCCCAGUGUAGGCCCUCCUCAGCAAUCCCAGCAGCCCAUGGGUCACGGUCCUCCUCCACAGGGACACCAGCCCUCACCCUACUCCAAAACCCCACCAACGCAGCCUCAGCAGCAGACACCAUUUCAGCGCUUCCCUCCUCCACAGCAGGAGCUGGCUCAAGACUCCUUCAGUUCCCAUUCUUCUGGUCCUACCUCCAACCUGCCCCUGGGCUCCAGUAAGAGUGCUACAGAGGACGGCAUGCAGGGCUGCCCUUCAAGUCUGCCUGACCUGGGCUCCAUCGAUGACCUGCCCACCGGCGCGGAGGGAGCAUUGAGUCCGGGGGUCAGCACGUCUGGUGUCUCUAGCAGUCAGGGUGAUCACAGUAACCCGGCCCAGUCGCCGUUCUCCCCACACACCUCUCCUCACAUGCCGGGCAUCCGUGGGCCUUCGCCAUCCCCCGUGGGCUCGCCUGCCAGUGCCACGCCCUCUCGCACCGGACCCCUUUCACCUGCUGGAAGUCAGAUGCCUCCCAGACCCUCCAGUGUCCAAUCAGAUGGAAUCUUGCAUUCUUCCAUAAACCAGUCGGCUGUUGGCCAGGAGAGAGUCUUCAUGCGGAGCACACAGAUGCCUCCUUACGGCUCUCCUCAGCCUGCAUCUGCCUUAUCGCCACGCCCACAGUCUGGAGGCCAGGUGCAUGCUGGGAUGGGUCAUUAUCCUCAGAACAACUCCAUGGGCAGUUAUGGGCCACAGGGAGGGCAGUAUGUUCCUCAAGGCUACCCAAGGCAGCCUGGGUAUGGCAGCAUGCCUGGCCCUAACUAUCCUGGUGGUCCAAGCAUGGGCAGUCCUAUAAAUCCCAUGUCGGGACAGGGAGGAGGGGGUGCCUAUAGUGGAAUGCCUCCUGGACGCAUGGGUCCAGGACAGAUGGGCUCGAGGCCAUAUGGUCCCGGUCCUGGUCCAGGCAUGAGUCCCAACAUAGGUGGCAUACCACCUCAAGUGGCUUCAGGCAUGUGCCCUCCCCCUGGCAUGAACAGAAAGCCCCAGGAUCCAACCUCAGCAGGCAUACAGCAUGGUCCGUCGAACUCAAUACACAGGCCUCCUGGUUAUCCUGGGAUGAACCAGGGGAUGUUGGGAGCUGGGUCUCCAUAUGCACCAUCUAUUAACAGCAUGCAUGGUAUGAUGAACCAGGCAGGGCCAUAUCCCAUCGGAGGCAAUGUGGCCAACAACUCAGCAGGCAUGACGCCAAGCCCAGAAUUUGGCAUGGAAAAGGUUAACCAAAACCAAAAGAUGAAUAAUAAAGUUGACGGGACUCCUAAAGCUGAAUCGAAAAAGAAGUCAAACUCUUCCACCACCACAAAUGAGAAAAUAACUCGGCUUUAUGAGCUGGGCACUGAGCCAGAGAGGAAGAUGUGGGUGGACCGUUACCUGGCCUUUGCUGAGGAGAAAGCCAUGGGCAUGACCAACCUGCCGGCAGUGGGACGAAAACCUCUCGACCUCUUCCGCCUCUAUAUAUCUGUUAAAGAGAUUGGUGGCCUUACACAGGUGAAUAAGAAUAAAAAGUGGAGAGAGUUGGCAACUAACCUGAAUGUUGGAACUUCUAGUAGUGCAGCUAGCUCACUAAAGAAGCAGUACAUUCAGUGUCUUUAUGCCUUUGAGUGCAAGAUUGAGCGUGGUGAGGAUCCACCUCCGGAUAUUUUUAACAACGACCCCAAAAAGAACCAGGCAAAGGUACAGCCACCCUCUCCAGCGGGAUCUGGAUCUUUACAGGGCCCUCAGACUCCACAGUCAACUAGCAGCUCUAUGGCUGAAGGAAAUGAUCUGAAACCCCCUACUCCUGCGUCAACACCCCACAGCCAGAUGCCCCCAAUGCCUGGUGUGCGGAGUAGUGUGAAUGUUCAAGACCCGUUUGCUGAUGGUGGAGAUCCUAACUUUGCUAGACGGAGUUCGCUGACUCCUAACUCUAACUUCCAGCCCGGAAUGGGGGGCCCACCUGAUCUAAUGGGUCGAUUAGGACAAUACGAGCCUAAUAAGGACCCUUUUGGUGGUAUGAGGAAAGUGGGUGAGCAGUUUAUGAAUCCGGGACAAGGCCCCAGUGGUGGAAUGAGUGAACAAUAUAACAGAGGCCCUCCAGGACCUACUGGUAACAUGCAGUUAGGUCACAGACAACAGUACGGACCAUAUGGACCGGGAUAUGAACGAAGACAAGAGCCGGGCAUGAGUCCAGAUGGCAGUAUAGGUCCUGGAGCCCCACAGCCAAACCCCAUGCCCUCUGGUGCAGACGCAGGAAUGUAUUCACCUAAUCCACAACAGCAAAGGCAUGAUUCCUUUGUUAAUCAGUACCCUGGUCAGAGUGCACCCCCUAGUGGACAGUACCCAAAUCAACAGCCUGGAAUCUACCCACAGCAGCCGAAUUACACACAAAAGAGGCCUGGAGAUAGUGGUUAUGGUCCCCCAGCAAAGCGUCAUGAGGGGGACAUGUAUCCAUUUAGUGGCCAGCAGCAGCAGGGCCCUCAACCCUCUGGUGGACACCAGCAGGAAAUGUACAACCAGUAUAACGCCUACCCUGGCACAGAUCGACGUCCACCUGGUCCACAGAGUCCGUUUCCUUUCAGUUAUGGAAGGGACAGGGGGCCAAAUGCUGGCAACUCUAACUCUCAGGCCUCCUUGCCACCCCAGAUGAUGGCCAGCCCCUUGUCAUCUGCCCCUGAUGGGACCCAAGGCCCCAUGUGGCAAGGCAGAAAUGACAUGAACUAUUCCAACUACCAUAGUCGUCAGGGACCUCCCGGAGUUUCCACUCAAGGUCCAGGGUACCAUGCCAUGAACCGUUCUGAAGACCAAAUGUUACCUUCAGACCAGCGAAUGACUCAUGAAAGUCCAUGGCCUGGUCAUGUCAACCAGAGGCAGCCUCCUUAUGGACCUGGUGGUUCUGGCCCACCCAUAUCUAGAACGUUGCAGUCCAGUUUUCAGUCCUCUCAAAAUCACAUUCCACAGGUAUCAAGUCCAGCACCCAUGCCGAGUACCAUGGAGAACAGCACAUCUCCCAGCAAGACCACAUAUAUGCAUACUGGGAUAAAGAUUCAGAAGCCUGGACCUCAAGUCCCAGCCUCUCACACAGCCCAGUCACCAAUACAGCCUCCUAUGGUAAGGAGAGACACAGCCUUUCCUCUAGGGUCUGUGGAGGCAACCCAGCCCAUCCUCAAAUCACGCCGCCGACUUACUAUGAAAGAAAUUGGAACACCAGAAGCCUGGAAAGUCAUGAUGUCUCUCAAAUCAGGAUUGCUGGCAGAGAGUACUUGGGCCUUAGACACAAUCAGUAUUCUUCUUUAUGAUGAUAAUAGCAUUUCUACCUUCAGUCUGUGUCAGCUUCCUGGCUUCCUUGAACUAAUAGUGGAGUACUUCCGUAGAUGUCUCAUUGAAAUCUUUGGUAUUUUGAAAGAAUAUGAGGUUGGAGAUCCUGGGCAGAGAACGUUGAUUGACCCGGAUGCUGCCGACACUGAUGUGUCUGAUGAAGAAGUCCCAGAAGUAGAGCAAAUAGAUGAAGAAAUGGAUAGUGAGGAGAAGUGUAGCCAACACACAUCCCAGAUCCAAGUCAAGCAUGAGAAGAAUGAGCUUAUGCAUGACUGGAAUUCCAGUGAAAUGUAUGAAGAGGAAAAAGAAGGAGAAAUGUCUAAAAAGCAUGAAUUAUCUUCCCCCUUGCAAGACAGUCAUGCAGUACAGGAAAAGCUCAAACAAGCUAGCAAAUUUGACAAGCUUCCCAUUAAGGUAGUGUGGAAGAAAGACCCAUUUGUCAUUGGGCGCACGGGCAAGUUGGGUCAACGACAGAGUUUUGACAGUGGGCUGAUUCAUUGGAGUGUUGGUGGAGGAGACACCACGGAGCACAUCCAAACUCAUUUUGAGCGCAAGAUGGAGCUGCUAAAACUUCAUAAAUGCAUGACCGUAAAAAAUGAGGCACCUCCAGUCACGGACCUGGCUACUGGGAACGAAAGCAUGAAUGAGAGAAGCAUACGACACCAGCAAAAUGGGCAGCAACAGGAUUCUCAGCAUUCCUUAGGCAAUCAAUUGGAGGAGGAGAAAGCCACAGUUAUUGUCAGUUCACCUGCUACUAUUAUUUCCACUGCUGAUGAUGUGCUGUCUGGUUUGUCAGCAUCAGCGGCUGAAGAAUCCUUGCAGAAUGGUACGGAGAAUGGGGAGGAUAAGAGCAAUUUUCCGUCUGCCCGAUCACAGCAAAUCAGCAGAAAUAAGAUCCUUGAAGAUGAGCCAUACAGCAAGGAUGAAUCCCCAUUGUGCACUUUGUCAGAGUGGCAAGACUCACUAGCCCGCCGCUGCAUAUGUGUCUCUAACAUUGUCCGCAGUCUGUCCUUCGUCCCUGGCAAUGACAGUGAAAUGUCUAAACACCCAGGCCUGCUACUUAUACUGGGCCGUGUGGUACUCCUGCAUCACCGGCAUCCUGAGCGCAAGGAGGCCCCUGUUACCUAUGAGAAAGAGGAUGAGGAGGAUGAAGGAGUCAGCUGUGAACAAGAUGAAUGGUGGUGGGACUGUCUGGAGGUUCUGCGAGAAAACUGUCUGGUCACAUUGGCGAACAUCUCUGGCCAGCUAGACCUGUCUAAAUACCCUGAGAGUAUCUGCCUUCCUCUGCUCGAUGGCCUUCUCCACUGGGCUGUCUGCCCAUCAGCAGAAGCCACUGAUCCCUUCCCUACGUUGGGGCUUAAUGGAGCAGUUUCCCCUCAGACAGUGGUUCUUGAGACCCUUAGCAAGCUCAGCAUCCAGGACAGUAAUGUUGACCUUAUUUUGGCCACGCCACCCUUCAGUCGCCUGGAGAAAUUUUACAGUUCUCUGGUACGCUUAAUUGGUGACCGUAAGGUACCUGUGUGCCGGGAAAUGGCAGUGGUGCUGUUGGCCAACCUGGCCCAUGGUGACAGCCUGGCAGCUCGGGCCAUUGCUGUGCAGAAAGGCAGUAUAGGGAACCUCCUGGGGUUUCUGGAGGACAGUCUAGCAGCCACACAGUUCCAACAGAGCCAGGCUUCACUGCUGCAUUUGCAGGGGCCACACUUUGAAUCCACUAGCAUGGAUAUGAUGCGACGGGCUGCCCGUGCCCUGCAUGCACUUGCCAAAGUAGAAGAGAACCACUCUGAGUUUAUGUUGUAUGAGUCGCGGCUACUGGACGUAUCUGUAUCCCCCCUCCUGAGCUCAGGAGUGUCCCACGUCAUCUGCGAUGUACUGUUUCUGAUUGGCCAGUCAUGACAGAUGUGGGGCGGACCUUUCUCCCCCUCUCAAAUCUGUGUGAAUGGUAACAGCGAAAACUGACUGUCCUUUUUUUAAUUUAUGCAAAAAUCACCUCAAAUUCCACUGAUUGCUCUUUCUACCUUCCUUCUUUCUAAAGGAAGGAUUUCACAAAGUGGAUUUAAAACAAAUAAAAUGAAGAGAAACUAAUGUGGAUACAUGACUUAUGACCUUGGGAGAGUGUGCUGCCAGGAUGUUUUUUAAAUUAAAAUGAAAAGUAGAUUAAAAAAUGAAAAAUAAAACUAACCAAAGUUGCUGUCACAUUUACAGUGAGUUUGGGUUUAAAGGUGCCCAGUGGUCCUGGGCUGGCAGACACUAUUGUUUAGUUCUUAUUUGGAGGCUAUACAGUUUUAGAUUCUUGUUUAUCUUAUGAUUUGUAACUUGGAUGAUAUAUACACUGAGCCCAGGGACCAGGUCAUUGGCUGUGAACAGACAUCUGUAAAUGGAAGGCCUGUACAGUAGAUUGUAUGACUUUUUUUUUGUACUGUACACCUUAAAGUAACAAGCUGUAAACAUACUGUAAUAAUACUGUUUCACACUGAGAUAAUGCUGAUUUGGCAGCAAAACUGUAGUUUUUAAAAUGAUUUUUGUUCUUAUUUAGAGAGAGGGGAAAGACAUUCUUCCCCCAAAGUAUCGUGUACAACACCCCGACCUCUUUGUCCCUUGAUUGUAUGACUUGACCCUCAAAGAAAUCACCUCUUAGGAUUGGUCUUGAGCUUCAGAUGCAGCCCAGGCUGCAAUGUAAAUGAUGUACAAUACACUUUGCUCUUUCUCUCUCUCUCACACAUUAUUGCGCUCUUCACCAUUUUUAAUCUUUGAUUAAUUAAAGGUUACACUCAAGAUCUCUUCAUUGCGCAUUGCCAUGUGUUUAUUUAAUACCCUUCCUUCACAUACAUCUGGGAUUUCCUCUCUUUAUAAGUCAACUCAAACACACAAAUUCACAUUGUGGAGAAAUAUGUCAAAUCUGAUAUGUCUAUGGCUCUAAAGUGAGCUCUACAUUCAACCAAAUCUAGGCGAUUCCUAAAGAAAUCAUCCCUUACCCCAAAGUGCUAUGGAUUCUGCAUAUUUGUAUUUCAGAAAAUGUAGCUAAAAAUCUUGAUGUUUUUUGGCUUAAUGAAUAUAAUUUAUUCAGUAUGAAAUCUUUAUACUCUAUGUUCCACGUGUUAAGAAUAAAUGUAUCUUCAUAAGA
Messenger RNA from Tachysurus vachellii, 8340 nucleotides. RefSeq names its product AT-rich interactive domain 1Ab (gene arid1ab). Gene Ontology annotation, molecular function: nucleosome binding; DNA binding. The record is from RefSeq and is a predicted model, not a curated record. Gene Ontology annotation, cellular component: brahma complex; SWI/SNF complex; nBAF complex. NCBI's taxonomy places the organism in Eukaryota, Metazoa, Chordata, Actinopteri, Siluriformes, Bagridae. The coding region runs from base 402 to 7112 and encodes 2236 amino acids. Gene Ontology annotation, biological process: positive regulation of DNA-templated transcription; regulation of transcription by RNA polymerase II; chromatin remodeling. The transcript has 20 exons.